This is a messenger RNA of Cryptomeria japonica (Japanese cedar), 762 nucleotides long. RefSeq lists its product as uncharacterized. The record is from RefSeq and is a predicted model, not a curated record. The coding region runs from base 173 to 520 and encodes 115 amino acids. Lineage: Eukaryota; Viridiplantae; Streptophyta; Pinopsida; Cupressales; Cupressaceae. The transcript has 2 exons.
AAUCCUAUUGAUAUAUUUUUUUCCUUUUAGUAGCAAUCUAAUUUUCACCUCUGUCUCCUAUUUUACCUUACACCAUUCCUAAAAUCUGUUUCUCAGAUGGCUGCAGUGAAAAGGGUUUUCUCAGGAUGCAAAAUGUGGAAGCAUAGACAAGGCAUGUGAACUGUUUGACAGAAUGCCUCAAAAAGAUGUGUCCUCCUCGACUGCAAUGAUUGCAGGAUAUACACAAAUGGAUAUGUUGAAAGGCUUUAGGAAAUUUCGAGUAAAUGUAAUUGGCAGGUAUAAAGCCAAAUUUCACAACCUUUACCAGCGUCCUCCCUGCCCUUGCCAAAAUAUGAGCUUUGGAAUAGAGAAUGGACUUUUAUCAAAGCAUAGAGAAGUUACAAAUGCCCUGGUAACUGUGUAUGCAAAAUGUAGGAGCACAGACAAGGCAGAUGUGAAGCCAGACUCGACAACCUUUGCGAACGUCCCCUCUGCCUCUAUCAAGAUGGGAGCUUUGGAAGAGGGUGUGGACAUCCACUAAAGCAUAAUGGAGGGAUAUUUUUGCUAAAUGCUAAAAUACAUUAGGCGAAACAUUUCCAUCCAAUUCAGGUUCAACUUUCCUUCAAAUAUUUUGUACAAAAUGCUGAAUACUUAUCUAGGCUAGUUGACUGCACUCCAUGAGAUUCCAUGGUGUAACCAAAGCUCCCACAUCUAUCGUUAAAAUUUUAGAUUUCAAUUUUUAAAAUCAUAACAAAAUAAGCUAUUUUACUUACAUUAUCAUUG